Durusdinium trenchii is the source of this 653-nucleotide messenger RNA. The record is from the annotation of a GenBank genome assembly. NCBI's taxonomy places the organism in Eukaryota, Dinophyceae, Suessiales, Symbiodiniaceae.
AGAUUUUGGAUCAAGGGCUUGGUUGCAGAGUGCCUAUCCUGCUCUAUGAAGGUCGCGUCAGCACGAUUGGCACGGGCACUUGCUGCACGAACUGCAGGAUGCCCUCAAGCCCGCCCAUGCUUGCGCAAGGGGCUACCAUCACCAUUGUCGGCAUGUUUCCACACGCCGCAGCUGCAGUGCAGGCGUUUGCACGCCAGCCAAAGUGAAGGGGAAGCUGAGGCUAAGAAAUCAGAGGAAAUCAAUUCCUCAGAGGGUGCCGCCAGCGCAGAAAGCCAGGACACAGAGAAGACAGAGAAGACGGAAGAGGCAUCUUCCGAAGUUGAGGAAGCCCCAGAAAAGUUGCUUCAGAAAGAACUUGCAGACCUUCAGGAGCUCGUCCGGCAAAACAAGCAUGAGUUGCUUUUGUCAUUGGCGGACUUUGAGAAUAACAAGAAACGUUUCCUCAAAGAACGAGAGGAUAGAAGAAGGAGCUCUAUGGCAAGCUUUGCGACCAAGAUGGUGCAGGCACUGCACGAAGGUGUCGCAUUAACCAGGGAUUUGUACAAGGCCUCCUUGGACAAGUUUGGCGUUCGGCCACUUCAGGCAAGUCUUUUGCCAAAGAAUUUGACAGAAGUGAAGAAUUUGCACAUGGAAUGUAUGUCAGGUAGAGGUUG